Messenger RNA from Fusarium verticillioides 7600, 303 nucleotides. RefSeq lists its product as hypothetical. The record is from RefSeq and is a predicted model, not a curated record. Bases 1 to 303 code for a protein of 100 amino acids. The transcript is spliced from 3 exons. Lineage: Eukaryota; Fungi; Ascomycota; Sordariomycetes; Hypocreales; Nectriaceae.
AUGUGCGCGUUUGCUUUCGUCUCCAAAGAGGAAUCUGCCGAGGAUGCAGGCCGAUCUACGGAGGAGGGUGAGCGGAACACGGCGGACGGGCGCACCUCAAGGCCUAAGUCGAGGGCUUCAAAACUGAGUUCGGAGGAAUUUCCGAAGCGUGAGAACGGGAAGUCCGCUUCAGCAACCCUUACAGCUUGUGUAACCAGCAUGUCAGCGGAAGAGAUGCCGAGAGGCCACGGUAGGGUCCAUGCCGUGCGCCAACCUCGAGUUCGGAGCCAGCACGCCGAAGACAGAUUCUCGAAAGAGUUGUAG